Messenger RNA from Seriola aureovittata, 4901 nucleotides. RefSeq lists its product as uncharacterized. Gene Ontology annotation, molecular function: GTP binding; protein binding. Bases 161 to 3595 code for a protein of 1144 amino acids. The transcript has 2 exons. The record is from RefSeq and is a predicted model, not a curated record. NCBI's taxonomy places the organism in Eukaryota, Metazoa, Chordata, Actinopteri, Carangiformes, Carangidae.
CAUUUGGAACUACAAUUCCCAUAAUUUGGGGUUUGAGGGUAAAAGGGAAGUAUAAUGUUGCCAUGGAUUCAGUAAGUUAAUGUGUACUACAACUUGCGCAAAGUUUUUUUAAAUUAUACUUAUUCUAACUUUGUCAUUGUCUCUAUUAAAAGACGGAGGGAUGGACUCUGAAUCUGGAGGGGCGAUGGAGGUGGCGGCGCUCGGUCGGCCUUUCUGCCUCGGGAUGUUGUACGACUGCCGCAGAGACUCACUGGUACCUGGGAUGACACUGUGGGACCGAGAUGAGCUGGAAAAAGAUACGAGAGAGAGUCCAAAACCUUACAGUGACUUUGAGAUUGUUGCAUCUGAAUCAAUUGAAGAUAAAUCUUCAUCUCUAAAGGUUAAAGCUUCUCUUAAAGCAAGUUUCCUGGGUGGACUUGUUGAGGUUGGUGGAUCUGCCAAAUACCUGAAUGAUAGCAAGGCUUCCAAAAAUCAGGCCAGAGUAACACUGAAGUAUGAAACCACCACAAACUUCCAGCAACUGUCAAUGAAUCACCUUGGAACAGACAACGUGAAGCAUCCGUAUGUUUUUGAUAAAGGAAUAGCCACACAUGUUGUCACAGGUAUUCUUUAUGGGGCACGAGCCUUCUUUGUGUUUGACCGUGAGGUGUCAGAGAAGGAAAACCAUCAAGACAUUCAGGGCAACUUGAAGGUGAUGAUCAAGAAGAUUCCACUUCUUGCUAUAGAGGGUGAAGGUUCCCUGAAGAUGGAAGACAAGGACAGAGCAACUGUUGACAAAUUCUCCUGCAGAUUUUAUGGAGACUUUUCUCUUAAGAAAAACCCUGUGUCCUUUCAGGAUGCAGUAGAAGUCUAUCAAAGCCUCCCAAAAUUGCUGGGAGCUAAUGGAGAAAACGCUGUACCAAUGAAGGUCUGGCUGUUGCCACUGACAAUUUUAGAUUCUUCUGCUGCUCAGCUCGUUCGUCAGAUAAGUAUAAGAUUAGUUCAGGAGGCACAGAGUGUCCUGGAAGACUUCAGUGAGCUGCACAUGAGGUGCAACGAUGCAAUGAGGACAACAACUGCUCAGCAGUUCCCACAGAUCGGCAAAAAACUUAAAAGUUUUAAGGAAAUGUUCUCAGAGUUCAAGCUGGAAUUUCAACAAAACCUGGCAAAGAAACUUCCAUCAAUCAGAGGAGGAGGUGAAGAGGAGGCUGUGCUCGCAGAGAUCCUGAAGAAGAGACAUUCGUCUCCUUUCAACAGCAAAAGCCUCAACGAGUGGAUGGACUGUAAAGACAGAGAAGUUUACACUUUAAUGUCUUUCACCAACAUGAUGAAAAGCACAAAGAUCAUCCAAUCUCAAAGUGAUCUGUACAAAGAAACUCUCAGUCCAGAGCAUGCUGUGUGUUUUGUUUUCACCUCACUGGGAAGUGAUGAACCUUACCUCUCAGCUUUAUCAAACUACUUAAGAGGAACAACCGAACCAGACGACGCUCGACAUCCACAUACUCAUGAUGUGGAGAGGGAACAGUGGUUUGCCUCAAAAGAAGUAGCAGAUGAAAUGAGGCAUAAAGCAAAGCUGUUUAUUGACUUUGCAGAGGCCAACAAGGAGAACAAGAACAUAAAGUUCCUGACAGUGGGUUUGACUAACGAGACACAGAAAGGUUCAAGCAUCUACCUUUAUAAAAACAGCUUUUCUGUCAGUGAGAACUUUGAACCUCCUUCAAAACCUGAAACUGUGACAGGAAGUGACAUAAACCACAACAGUGUGACACUGAAGAUUUCUCCACCCAGAUUUGGAGCAGAGAACAUCACCUCCUACUGUGUGGAGUACUGUGUCAGAGGAGAGGAGGGAUGGCAACAACACACAGCAUCAAAGGCUGAAGAAGUCACAGUGAGUGAUCUGAGUCCUGACACUGAGUAUGUGUUCAGAUGUAGAGCAGUGACCUCAGUAGGUGUUGGACCAGUCAAUGAAGUCAAUGCUUCCAUUAAAACAUUGCCUUGCAGUCCUCCUGGAAAACCUCAAGUUGAACCAAGCUCCAGUGAGAUAUCAGUUAGCUGGCAGAAACCUGCUGAGCUUGGACAAGAUGUCCGGAUUUGGAGCUACAUCGUGGAGUACGCCCAAACAGUCAAAGAGGUGAAAGAGGAAGAUCUGCAAUGGAAACAACUGGUGUCAACAGCUGAAGAGGCAAUAAUUUCAGGGCUUCAGUCAGACACAGAAUAUACAGUCAGGAUCAGAUGUGAUUGUGGUUUGGUUGGCAGAAGCAAAGAAAGCAUCACCGUUAAUGUCUGCACAACAAAUUUCAAACCUCUCAAAGAAUACUACAAACAUACAAGUGAAAGGAUGAAUUCUGAAUCCCCCUCAGUUUACAAACUGCCUCUGACAGAAAAGGAAAUCAACAUAGAUGGAUGCCGGAGGUAUGAGUUUGGCAAAGAAAGCUUGAGGAGAAAUCGCACCAUAAUUCUUCUUGGUGCGACCGGGUCAGGAAAGUCCACUAUGAUCAAUGCAAUGAUCAGCUACAUUGUUGGAGGAGAGUGGAAGGACGGUUUCAGAUUCACAUUAACUGAUGAGGAUCAGUCGAGAUCUGGAGCUGAGAACCAGACCUCUGAAGUCACUGUGUACAAAAUCCACCAUCAGGAGGGUUUUAAAAUAAACUACUCACUGACCAUUGUUGACACUCCAGGAUUUGGAAACACAAGAGGCAUAGAAAGAGACAGGAUGAUCGUAGAGCAGCUGCGUAAUCUCUUCUCCUCUGAGCUUGGUGUCAGUGAAGUUGACGCUGUGUGUUUCGUAGCUCCAGCUUCUUCAGCACGAUUCACACCAACACAGAAAUAUGUGCUUGAUUCAGUUCUCUCAGUCUUUGGCAAAGAUGUGGCAGAAAACAUCAGGGUUCUGGUGACAUUUUCACACGGCCAACGUCCACCAGUUCUAGAGGCGAUCAAUGCUUCAGGUGUCCCAUGUCCUAAAACAAAAGACGGACUGCCAGUUCACUUCAAGUUCAAUAAUUCGUCAUUGUUUGCAAAAAACAAAUCAUCUGCAGCAGAGAGCAUGAGUGGGGAAGAUGAUGAAGAUGGAGGCUUUGAUCAGAUGUUUUGGAACAUGGGGACAAAAAGCAUGAAGAGGUUUUUUGAUGCUUUGAAUGUAAUAGACACCAAAAGUUUGGCAAUGACAAAGGAGGUUCUCAGAGAAAGAAAGCAGCUUGAUAUUUCAGUUGUGGAUUUGCAGAAGAAGGUUGAACUUGGUUUAGCCAAGGUAGAGGAGUUGAAAAAACAAUAUAAACAGAAUAUACAUAUGGUAAUGUUUCACGAAUUAAUAAUUGUCGUCUACACACGUGUGCAGGCUGAGGUGGUAACAUUGAUGAAGAGUUUUGCCGAGUGUCUAAACAGACUUAAAGAGAUAGCACUGAAGCCAGAUCUUCUCUCCACUCCAGAGUACAUCGACACGCUCAUUGAAGAAGAGAAAUAUGAAGCCAAACCAGGCUGGAAGCAACGAGUUCAGUCCCUGAUGCACAUGAGAGAAAAAGCUGAGAUCAUGGCUAAAGUAGAGAGAGGAGAGACACUCCUCCAGGAUCAAAGCGGAGCACAACUGUUAUUCCCAGAAUUGUUCAAAAAUCAUGACUAAUAUCAACCAAGUCCAUAUUAAGACCUGAGCAGCUUCCACCAAGACAAAGAGGAGAUCCAUUCUGACUCAGAUAAUAAAGACAGAACAAACAGGACAGAGAGUGAUGAACUGAGACAGUCUCAAUACUGAGAGACUGACACUGAAAUGACUAUGACCAAGAAAAGCUCAGAGAUAAAUGUGUCCGAGAUAAAGACUAAACUGAUGACUGUUUACUUCUGUACAAACAUAUUCCAGCAGGAGUUAUUUGUCUGUGCUAUUUACCAGGAAAACACAGAUUUACUGAGUGUGACCAAAUAUAUGAUAUAACACACAGGAGCAACAUAUUCAAUGAUAUUAAUAAUAACUUUUUCUUAUCGUUUCUUUUUUUUCCUUAAAUUUAAAGUACAUUUUUAUUACACCAGUUUACAUCAUUAAUGUUUUUACCUUGGAUUAUCAGCUUUUUUUUUUAUUUUAACUUUGUUUUAAUCUACAAUUAAUAUGGAAAACACAGUGUGACCAAAUAUAUAAUAUAAAACACCUGAGCAAAAGAUUCAAUAAUAAAAACUUUUUCUUUGUUUUUGUUUUCAAUACAUUUUCAUGUUUUUUGCUCUGGUUGAUCAUUUUAUUUGAACUUAAUCUAAUCUCUUAAUUUUAUUUUCAUGAAUACAAUCAGAAUAAUUUCAGACUCAUGAUGCUGAUGUGUGUUGACUUACAUGUUAUUGUGCUGUGAGGUAGUGCAACAUCUACCACUCACUAAAUAAUAAUAAACUUCACUAUGUAUCAAGUGUUGUUGCCUGUUGUCAUCUGAUGUGUCAGUGUCACUCAGUGGCGGCUGGUGAAAAAUAUUCUAGGUGGGGCUGUACGUGCCAGAAGCUUUCAGUAACUAUCCCAAUAAAAGAACCCAAACCAAAAGAUACCAUUGUUUUAGGGAUAAACAAUAAUCAUGUAAUUGCCCUUUAGAAAUCAACAGUUUGACAGAUAAUGACAAUGAUAUGAGAUGUAUAUUAGUGAUUACUCUUAAUACAAAAUUAAAGUUCUUGAGAGACAUUUACAGUUGGAUGAUGUUUAAAAAUAACUAUAUACAAAGAAAAACUGUGUCAUAGGAACAUAAAAUGUAGCAAUUGGAUUAAAUACAUUAGUGAAUAUUCAUAGAACAAAAUUACAAUAUAAUGGUAUAUUAUAAUAUUUACAGGUGGAUGGUGAUUAAAGUUAACUAUACACAGAAAAAGUGUGUGUGUCUGUGUGAGUGUAUGUGUGAGUGAGGGGGUGAGUGAGUGAGUGAGUGAGUGAGGGAGUGAGUGAGUGAGUGAGGGGGUGAGUGAGUGAG